Spodoptera littoralis (African cotton leafworm) is the source of this 3450-nucleotide messenger RNA. NCBI's taxonomy places the organism in Eukaryota, Metazoa, Arthropoda, Insecta, Lepidoptera, Noctuidae. The record is from the annotation of a GenBank genome assembly.
AUGGGUUCGGGAGCGUCAAGCUUGGCGAGUGAGACGCCAGGCGGUGAUCUACGUCUACCUGCAUCUGGGCUGCGGUUCUCUCUCAACCAGCUUCGAACUCUCAAUUCAUAUGUGGAUAAUCUUUGGGAGGAAGAUCAAACAGGGCGCAUUUCGACGGAGCUGGAGAGUGCAGUGGAGAGUCUCGUCCAGAGGAUAGUAGACGGAGCAGGACAGAGGGACCCCAGGUUCAGAUGCUGUCAUCUCAUAGCAUUGCAUAGAGGGAAGAAGAUGAGAUCCCGUUCCCUAGAAUACCUGGUGACCUUGGACUCCCUUCCUCCCUUGAACUUGGGGGAAGAUUGCAGUCUACAAGCCGGACCGGUGGGCUACGGACGCAUUCGUCUUACAGGCCGAGAGGCUGACAAAUGGGAGGAGUUUUUGACACCUUCAGGGUAUUUGUGCAGAGACAAGGUGGUAGAGCGCUGGGUGGAGCUGAUAGCUCGCUGCACGUCGGCGCGCGGGGGAGGCGGCUCGCGAGUGCUCUGCGCGCGCGCAAUCAAGCAUGCAGUGCCUUACACACACUGCUACCUGCAGAGGGGAUCAACUCUACUAUCAAACAACGACCGUCGUCUCGCUAUAGUGGAGGGAGCUGCAUGGGUGAUGGUGCGCGUUGGAGCUGGUGAGGCAGAAGCCAAGCUGAUGUUAGGAGCCAGGGUGCAGGGGUGCAACGCUGCGGCAUAUACUAACAGGGUGCCAUUGAUACAUCCCAUGGCGUUGCUGCAUUAUACUAGUGCUCAAGGGGGUUACUACGCCGCGGCAGUAGGUCCUCCAUCGUCCCUAGUAUGCGGAGACCGUUCCUCCACGUGGCAGCUGUGGCACCCCUCGCUGGAGGCCGAGCUGGACGCGCACUGCUCCCAGCUGUCCACUGUCGCCAGGAUCGCUGGAGCACUCAACGUGCUGAUUGAUAAGAUGAGGGAGGGAGCUUACCAGGGCAGUCUCCGCGUACUGAGUCGGUACGUGGCGUCGUGCGCGUUCCGCCGUCGCGCAGGCCGCUGCGGCGCGGCGGCGGCGGGCGCGGCGCGCUGCGUGGCCGCGCUGCAUGCCGCGCACCAUCUACUGCUGCUGCUGGACGAAUUAUACUCCCUAUGUGAGCGUGGAGGUAUAGCAGGAUACGUGUACCCAGUGGAGCGUGGAUCAGUAGUGCGGCGCGGGGCGAGGGACGCUGACUGGCAGUUCGAUGCCGCCUGUGUCAAGAGCUGUCUGCAACAACUACAUCAUGUUGCAGGUGAAGACAUUCCACCAUCACCAUCAGACUGCCUGGAGACAGCACUCCUGAGUCGGUGGGAGAGCCUGAAUAGAGAAGCCAGGGCUUCUGCCGGGUCCAUCCCAACUUACUCCAAGCGACAACUGCGGUACUUGUGGAGGGUGGCCAGUGAACUGCUCAAGUGUAAGAGUAUGGUGGCUUGUGAAAGCCACAGCACGUUCAAAGCGAACCUCAUCCAGGUGACGUCAUUGAACCAGGAGCCCAUCGAAGACCUGAUCCAUGUGCUGGCCAUCAUGCUGGACCAGGCUCGAGACCUCUACCUAAACAAUUUCCACUCCAAGAGUGUUGGGGAGUUUGAUAGGGACUUCUCUGCUUAUAGGUCAAAGAAAUGGAACAAGCUAAAAGACUACUACGACGCAUCAUCAGCCUGUCUAAUAGACGCUGUGCGGAGAGACCCUGAAUUACGGCGAGAAGACCUAAAAGACCAUAUAGUAAUCAUGAAGAACAUUCUAAACUGGCUUUAUAAGGGAGCUAAAGAUGACAAGAAAUACCUAGGACCAGUUCUAAGACCGUAUUUGGAUGGUCUUUUCACCACUUCUAUAGAAAAUUCAUGGUUUUUAGAAGAGUUUGAUGGAAAGAAAUGUGUGCAGGAGUUUGAAGGUCUCAAAGAGUAUUGUAUGGGUGUCCAUGAUGGGUCUUUGGAACCGUGCAUGGGGUUGCUGGAUGCUGCCAAGAAGUUUGCGUGGGCUAAAGCUAUGGUGGACUUUGUGGACAGAUUUCGUCAUAUCGAUUUCCGCCUUGUAUUCCCAACUGGCGAAGGCAUGGCAAUAUCUUACCCCAUCAAGUUGCCAUCGAGAAGAGAGCACAGUUCUGCCCGCACUCUCACACUGAGCAGGCGUGAUAAGGCCGAGGCUAAACUAAGACUCGCCAAGCGAUGUGUACUGGGCGCCUUCGCUACUGCACUUGUGGGGGAUAGGCGACACAAACAAAAACCAAUAUCUCGCCACGAGAGCAGCGAUGAGAUCCUCGCAAACGUUAAAAAUGGAAACUAUUGGAGGACCACGAAACCAGAUAUAAUUCCAUCCUCAUCUAUCCAGGAUAUCUCGAAAGACCAGUUGGAUAGUCUACCCAGAGUGAGAAGACGGUCCAGGAGACAUAGACCAGCUACAUCAUAUGGGUUUCCAGAAAUAUCCUUAUCAGACCAUGCAGAUACGAAGACCAUGAGACGAAAAUACCACACAUUGAAAAGUUUGGUGUAUACGGAGCCAGUAGAGAGUAUACGGGAGAUCAGGCAAAGACCACGGUCAGCUGGGUCUACUGUGAAGAACAAAGAAGCGCUGAGCAGACCGAGUAUUCUAGAGACGUUGGAUUUUAUUAAUAGCGUGAAGAGUGCGUUGUGUGUUGAGGAAUCCGGUGCAUCAGACGCGGAAGACUCAGCGUGGUCUUUAGAAGAUGAGUGGUUGGUGGGACAGUGCGCUCCUCUCAACUUGAUAUCAGCGCGCAGUGGACACCACGCACUGCAUCUAGCACUUGGAGACCUCGUGGUGGCACUGUUACAUCGGGGAAGGUUUACUAUCUUACAAGAGCUAUGUUCGUAUCUGGGUGACGCGAGUGAGGGCGCGCUGUUCGCCUUGCAUCGACUGGCGAGGGCUGCUCGCUCUAGAAGUAGUGAGAGAGCCUCUAGCUCCUGGCGACUCCCUGAAGCAGAAGGCUCAAUAACAGAAGCUCCCCAGAAGUACAGACCUCGCCCUCCUGACUAUGUGUCCGGGGAUGAAGCCCCACCACCACCCCCUCCACUACCCAGGACGUCAAGUAUUGGGAGACAGGUAUCCAGCCGCUACACCGACUAUCAACCACCAAACCGCCUUCAACUGGAACCGACGAUCACUCAAAUCAACCCUAAAUCACCCCCAUACACAGGCAUUAUCAACCCUAUAUACGACAUCAAGAUGCCAAGGGACAAAUUUGCCGUAAAAAGAUCCAAGUCUUUAGGCAGAAGUUUUAGUUCUAAAAACUUAGGUAUAGAGAUAAAUAGGUAUAAUAUCACCCUAGGUCACAAGAGUGGGAGGAGGACCAAUGAUGUGGUGACUGCGAUCACUGGUAUGACGGGGGAGACUGGGCUGGAGACCAAGGGCAACUUCUUCCAAAGGUACAGUACUGCUGAAGUGGUUGGAGAUUCGUAUAGAGUUAGUAGAGUCACUAUAGAUUGA